GCUGUCUGUGAGGUACUCCAAGCAAUGAUUUCCUCACUUGUCAGCUAGCAACUGGGGCCAUUGAGGACCAAAUGUGCACCUGAGCCCAAAGGAAUGUACCUGCAAGAUAUGGCCCUAUACAGACACUAUUAUGAAUCCAGACAUAUCCCAGGCUUGGUGUUCUGAAACUGACCAGCAUUCAUGCAAGACUUGACUUGGCAAAAUCCUGAACUAGCUUCCUCAUGAAAUUCCAGGUUGAGACUCUUCCCAUCCUGACCAUGGAGGUGGAGAUCGAUUCCGAGAGCACCCCCAUGACGCCUUGCACAGAGAGAGUACACUCUACCUGAAUGAAAAAACAACAGUAAGGACUGGUGAAUGCUGAUUGGUGCGUAUAUUUUAAAAGCAUUUGGCACUCAGCCUUCCUACAGCUAUGUCACCUGAACAAAAUGACUUGGGUCUGUAAUGAGAUAAAAGAAAGGAAGAAAAGAGUUAUUGACUGUCCUGUGGUGUUAGUCUAGCGAUUUAUGCUGGCAACCAAUCAACAUCUGUGUUGGGAGCCUCACAUGUAAAUUUGGGAGGACAAAAUGGAGCAGACUUGGAUAGAAGGAGCUGCUAGAUUGGAUCGGUCUAUACUUAUGGACUUCAGUUUAUACUUCAAACUUCUGGACAAAAAGGGGAAAAUGGUCUUGAAACUCAGAUCCGCCAUCCUCUCUAGCUCCCGAGUAUGGGGCUCUUUGGCCUGUGCCACCACAUCUUGUUUGUGCAGUUGGGACUUGAGCCAAACUGGGCAAUGCUGGUCUAGUUUGUUGGAUACUAAAAUGACUACGCCAACUUUUCUCUUGGGUCCAUUUACUUGGAGUAUCCUUUUUCGUACUUUUACCCUGAGGUGAUAUCUGUCCUUGAAGAUAAGUUCAGAAGACCCAAGCACACAACAGCAGUAACUAACCUCACCUGUCAUGCCUGGGCAGACCUCUGCAGUAGCUGUACUCCUGUGUCUGGCUGUAAUUUUACAUGGCUAUCAAAUAAGAGAAAAAGAAUUUCCAGAAGCCAGAGGCUAUCUUCAAUAUACUGCAACAACAACAGAACAGAUCACAGCAAAACCUCCACUACCACUGACUAACCAAACAUCUCAUGCAACUUUAGCAUCAAGGUCCAAGGAUGAUUACAUUCAAACGGCUGCCGAAACUUCCACUUUUGAAGACACAGCCCACAUAACAAUGAAAACAGCAAUCCCAGUAACUACGAAGAGCCUUCUACCCAUCAGCUCAACUAGCUAUACCUUUGUUAGAACUAAUAACUCACACAUGACUGCUUCAUCUACUGAAGAUACUAUUGGCUCUGGCUCAAUUACACAUUUACCAUUUCCUACAACCAGAGCUAGUCUAGCUGCUGUCAAUCAUAUAACUGGGAGAAGUACCCAACUUGGUGGUCAGACUACCCUUCCCAAAGCACUUUUCACACCAUCACACGAAAGCACAACCACUCAGAGGCCAACUCUAUCCACUAUUGUCUCAGAACUAACACCUACAGGCAAGGACAGAUCAACAACUUCAUCUGUUCCCUUAGUUCCCAGGCCUACUUUUGUAACUUGGUCAUCACCUGCCAAGAUUGGAACUUAUGAAGUACUAAAUGGAAGCAGGCUCUGUAUAAAAGCAGAGAUGGGAAUAGCGCUGAUUGUUCAAGAAAAGGGUUUGGAUUCUGCAACCCAGAGGCACUUCAACAUUGACCCCAGUCUAACCCAUGCAUCUGGGAAAUGUGGCUCCCAAAACUCCAACCUCUUCUUGAAUUUCCAGGGUGGAUCCGUGAAUGUCACAUUUACCAAGGAAGAAAACUUAUAUUACGUUAGUGAAGUUGGAGCUUAUUUGACCAUCUCAAAUACAGAGAAGACCUACCAAGGAAAGAGUACUAUGAUGAUGUUUGAGACAGUAGUUGGGCAUUCUUUCAAGUGUGUCAGUGAGCAGAGCAUCCAGCUAUCAGCUCAGCUUCAAAUGAAAACAAUGAAUAUCCAUCUUCAGGCCUUUGAUUUUGAAGGAGACUCCUUUGGAAUUGUGGACGAGUGUUUGUCAGACUACACAGUUGUGCUUCCUGUGGUUGGGAUCAUCGUGGUUGUCCUCUGUGUUGUGGGUCUGGGCAUCUACAAAAUCCGCCAAAGGCGUCAGUCAUCUGCAUACCAGAGAAUCUAAUUUGAAACCAAAGGAAAUGGCAAUAAAGGAGUUUAAAAAGAAUUUCAUCAUUUCCAGAACGUUGGAGGAAUCUCUUCCUCACUACCUUCUUCCAAAACCAAUGAGUGAUUAGUGAUUUAAAUUGAAGCAGCAUAUCGGUUCUGAAUAUUUUUGCUCAUUUCAUGAAAGACUAAGGAAGAUACUGAGCAGUAUUUUCUAGCUUUUGUUGGAAAAAUUUAACUAUUCAAAUGAAUAUUUGAGAUACACAGAAUUAAUAUAAUGUUCAAAGGUCAUAGAUAUUUACAAAUUAUAAACCAAAAUAAUUGAUUUUAAUUAGUCCUACCUUUAUUUGCCUAGAGAAAUUUAUUUUAACAUCAACAUUUUUAUUUUAAGAUAUUUUGCUGGAUUUUCUUACCAUUUGUGCUUAUUGAGGUAUGAAUAUUUGACAUGGUACUCACCUUCUAUUUAAAUAUUUCUAGUUAUCAAAAUAACAUAACUCGUAUUGUUUAGACUUUACAUGAAAAUAAGAUACUCUUUACUCAUGACACAUUUCAGAACUAAUAAAGACUAAGAAAUCGCUUCCUACAGACAACAAAACUAAGUAAUAAAACAUCAUCAAAAAUCAUGUAACCAUGGCCAUAUUUAUAUGCUAUGCAUGUUAGCCUGAGAAAUUUAUUUUGAUUUUCUUUAAUCUUCCUUAUUUACAGAUGACUCUGUGUUAAGAAAAUAAAAUCUAUUCAUCACCUACACUAAAUUCUAUUUUCCCUCUCAUUCUGUUUCUCUCUCUCUCUCUCUCUCUCUCUCUCUCUCUCUCUCUCUCUCUCUCUCUCUCUCUCUCUCGCCCUUAUCAAUUCAACAGAGAGUAAAACCAGAACUGGAAUUCA
This is a messenger RNA of Rattus norvegicus (Norway rat), 3025 nucleotides long. RefSeq names its product lysosome associated membrane protein 3 (gene Lamp3). The record is from RefSeq and is a predicted model, not a curated record. Gene Ontology annotation, cellular component: cell surface; early endosome membrane; cytoplasmic vesicle membrane. NCBI's taxonomy places the organism in Eukaryota, Metazoa, Chordata, Mammalia, Rodentia, Muridae.